AUGAGGGAGCUGCUCACCACCCAGAGUCAGGCCUGCUGGAAGGAGCGCAUCCAGAGGGAGGCUGCCGCCCGGGUCGCCUGGAAGCUCAACUAUGGCCACAAGUACCUGAAGGAGGGCCGUGUGCUCAGGAAGCAGCCCCUGCCCAGCUCAGCCUUGAGGUCUGGUCUGGUGCCUGCUACCUGUUCCCCUGACAGCAAGGAGGUGUGCACUGGAUGGCCAGAGACAAAGGGGGUCCAGAAUCAGCUGUCCAGGGCAGUGGGUGGCCAGAGCCCCCUACCCAAGGGAGACAGAGCCAGGGAGGUCCAAAGAGCAGCCCAGGGCCCAGCAGGCCAGACAAGGGCAGGCGGCUUGGAAAUGCAGCCGGCCCCCCCGAGCACGCUGCAGCUGCUCUUCCAGGGCAUCUCCCAUGACAGCCAAGGCCGGGCCAGGUACCUUCGGGAGCGGUAUCGGCAGAAGCCUCAGGAGAAGUUCCGGUACCCUAUACUGUCAUCCUGGGAUUACGGCUGGCACAUGGAGGAUGCCAUGAAGGACACCAAGGCUCCAAUUUACGCCAAGUCCCAGCCUAUCACAAAGAUCUUUUACCUCAAAGGUGGCAUCUUCCAUUUCCCUCGGCGAACAGACCAGCUCAUGUGA
Molecule: messenger RNA, 633 nt
Organism: Loxodonta africana (African savanna elephant)
Lineage: Eukaryota; Metazoa; Chordata; Mammalia; Proboscidea; Elephantidae
Product: protein SPMIP1
Exons: 2
Coding region: 1-633 (210 amino acids)
Source: RefSeq, a predicted model, not a curated record